AUGGUGAAUACCAAAUUCUUACAGAAUAUUUUGUGGAGAAAUAUAAAUUCUUUUCAAAAUUCUGGUUAUCGAAAUUUUAUUUACUUAAAUUUUAAUAGAGAAUACCUAUUUUCAACUAUGUCUAGUAAAGGUCAGCCAGAAUGGCACGUUCCAGAGAAUAAGUUGCCAUUACCUACUCUUAAACUUUAUAAUUCACUUACAAGAAGCAAGGUUGAUUUUGUUCCGAAAAAUGGAAAACAAAUAACUUGGUACAAUUGUGGACCAACAGUUUAUGAUUCUUCACAUAUCGGUCAUGCAAGACUAUAUGUAACAAUAGAUAUUCUUCGACGUAUACUUACGGAUUAUUUUAAUUAUGAUAUUUUAUUUGUAAUGAACAUUACUGAUAUCGAUGAUAAGAUCAUACUUCGCGCUCGUCAAAAUUACCUUUUCAAUAACUUCAAAUCAGUAACAAAUUCUCUUAGUCAAGAAUUAAUAGAUCAAGUUAAAGCCGCAUUAAACGAUUUUGCUCAAACCAAGCUUGGUGUCGCAAAUAAUGGACCAGCGCUUAAUUUAGCUCCUUCCAAAGAGGAUCCAAAAUAUCUUUUAUAUGCAAAUACUUUAAGAGAAACAGUACAAACUGUUGCGUCUGCUGAAUGCUCAUUAGAGGACAAUGAUUUAAGCCAAGAGGCAGCACAUCAACUGUUGGUCGGGUCUAAAGAUGUUGUUCAAUCAUGGUUAGAUAAGGAGAAAGGACAUACAGUGACAGAUCAGAAAGUUUUUCGCGACUUGGCCGCUUAUUGGGAGAAGGAUUUCAUGAAAGAUAUGGAAUUAUUAAAUGUCCGACCAUGUGAUAUUUUGACUCGAGUUAGCGAAUAUGUUCCUGAAAUAGUAGAAUAUGUAAAAAGAAUAAUUGAAAAUGGUUAUGGUUAUGUAGUGGAUGGAUCUGUCUAUUUUGAUACAAAAGCAUUUGACGCUAAGGACGCGCAUAAUUAUGCCAAAUUGCAACCGUGGUCUGCUGGGAAUGAAGGUUUAAUUGAAGAAGGUGAAGGCAGUUUAGGAAGCAAAUUGUUAGGAAAGAAGAACAAGAGUGAUUUUGCUUUGUGGAAAAAAAGUAAACCUGGGGAACCAUCAUGGGAGUCUCCGUGGGGUCUGGGACGACCUGGUUGGCAUAUAGAGUGUUCUGCGAUGGCUAGUGAAAUUCUUGGAGAAAAUAUGGAUAUCCACUCUGGAGGAAUUGAUUUGGCCUUCCCGCAUCAUGAUAACGAGUUAGCCCAAUCUGAGGCCUAUCAUGGAUGUGCACAAUGGGUUAAUUAUUUUAUUCAUGUUGGACAUUUACAUGUUGAAGGUCAAAAAAUGAGCAAGUCGUUAAAGAAUUUCAUUACAAUUCGGCAAGCAUUAGAGAAGUAUACGCCUAGGCAAUUAAGAUUGUGCUUCCUUCUUCACCAAUGGGAUUCUAAACUUGAUUUUAAAGAGAGUAGUAUGGUUGAAGUCAAGAACGUUGAAUCUAUUUUAAAUAAUUUCUUUAUCAACACAAAAGCUCUUUUGAAUGAACAUAAACAUAACGCUUAUGAAUCAGAUGGAACACAUCGGUAUCGAAAUCCCGAAAAAGAAAUAAUAAGUCUCCUUCGUGAAAAACAAGUAGCAAUCCACACGGCCCUUUGUGAUUCAAUAAAUACACCAGCUGCUAUGUCUGAGUUAAUGGAGUUAAUUACCAACGCCAAUAUUUAUUUAUCUAAUGGAAGAAACAAUAUCAAUGUCUAUGUACUUGAAAAUGUUGCAAAAUAUGUUACAAAAAUGUUAAGAAUUUUCGGUGUUGUAGGAAAUUCCGCAUUGGAAGAAAUCGGCUUUGGAGUAUCAGAACAGCAAAAUGUUGGAAAUACGGAAGAUAUUGUCCUUCCAUAUUUAAGGAUUUUAUCGGGUUUUCGUGAUAAUGUUCGUGAUCUUGCUAGACAAGAAAGGGAUCACAGUGAAUUUUUGGUAUUAAGUGAUAAAUUAAGAGAUGUAGAUUUGGUAGAAUUAGGUGUAUCAUUGGACGACCAGGAAGAUGGCAAAGCUUUGGUAAAGCUAGUAGAUAAGAAUGAACUAAUUAAAGCGAGAGAAGCAAAACUUAGAGCUCAAGCAGAGAAGGCUGCUAGAAAAGAAGAAACUGCAAAAGCCAAAGAAGAAGAGAGACAAAAACGAUUGGAAAAGGGUAAAAUAGCUGCUGAGGACAUGUUCAAGGAUGUAAAAGACGAAGAGCAGAAAAAUGCCUAUUCCGCAUUUGAUGAACAGGGAAUUCCAACACUCGAUGGACAAGGACAAGAACUUCCUAAGAGUAGAAUUAAGAAAUUAAAGAAGGAAUGGGAAGCACAAAAGAAAUUACAUGCAGAAUAUUUAGUUUGGGUGGCUGACAAUAAAGAACCUACCAAUACUGAAUAAUAAAAUUUUACUUUUAUUUAACAAAAUCAUAAGCCAAUAAAAUAAUACAUCAAAUAAAUAAUGAAAUUUGUGAUUAAAUUUGCUUAUACGGAAUCACGUGAUAUUGGUUAAUCAUACACAGCCCGUGACACAAUGCUAAAAUAUAAAAUAUAAAUUAAAAAAUUACAAAGAAGAAAUUUUUUCGCUUCAAAUAUGGCAGCAGAAGCAAGAAAGGCUCUGG
Molecule: messenger RNA, 2617 nt
Organism: Rhizophagus irregularis DAOM 181602=DAOM 197198
Lineage: Eukaryota; Fungi; Glomeromycota; Glomeromycetes; Glomerales; Glomeraceae
Biological process (GO): cysteinyl-tRNA aminoacylation
Cellular component (GO): cytoplasm
Molecular function (GO): cysteine-tRNA ligase activity; ATP binding
Source: RefSeq, a predicted model, not a curated record